CGUGAUUUUAGUUCGGACAGACUUUACUGCGAAUAUCCGCGUGCGUUCAAACAUCGUGCCCGCGCGGUUAAACCGUGCAAUGGUUCAGCUGGAACAAAAAAAAAGCUAGGAGAAAAACGGGACGGUGCAGCGGAGGGGCAGUUUGACCUCCCACCGGAGGAGUGGCGUUGAAGGAAGGAUGGUCCGGGAGAUAGAGGCUGCACGCUGAGCGCAGCUGCGGUCACAAUGCCACAUUCAAACUUACUCUAAGAAGUGGAAGUAGUACCUCUUAUCUGCAUGCCAGCGAAGGAAGGACGAUAAGAACCAAAGACACAAAGCCAAAGAUCAAUACCACAGAGGUAAGUCCGCAACUCCAGUUUCACUUUGGACAGUUGAACGUGUUCCUGCCUCGUGUACAUGCGUAAAAAGACGCCUUGGUCAAACAUCAGCAGCCGCUCGCUCCUCUGAUCCGCUCUACUCAGCACAUUCAGUAAGGAGAUGUAUCGCACGCGACCUGCAGAGAUGAGUGGCAACAAGAAGAUGGAGGAUGAGGCGGUGCUGGACCGUGGGGCAUCCUUACUCAAGCACCUUUGUGAUGAAGAGGAAGUAGAAGGUCACCACACCAUUUACAUCGGCGUGCAUGUGCCCAAGAGCUAUCGACGUCGGAGGCGUCACCGCCGGAAAACCGGCCACAAGGACAGAAAGGAGAAGUUGACGGAGAAUGUCUUUGACAAGUCGGACACAGAAAACAACGAGGAGGCCAGCAACAGCAUCCUCAAACCUCUCAUCUCACCAGCAGCAGAGAGGAUUCGCUUCAUCCUAGGGGAGGACGACGAUGGCCCGGCACCCCCACAGCUCUUCACUGAGUUGGAUGAGCUGCUGUCAGUGGAUGGACAGGAGAUGGAGUGGAAGGAGACGGCCAGGUGGAUCAAGUUUGAGGAAAAGGUGGAGAAAGGUGGAGAACGCUGGAGUAAACCUCAUGUGGCGACGCUGUCCUUACACAGCCUAUUUGAACUGAGGACAUGUAUAGAAAAAGGCACCAUCAUGCUGGACCUGGAAGCUUCCACGCUACCUCAGGUUGUUGAGAUGAUCACUGACAACCAGAUAGAGAUCGGCCAGCUGAAGGCCGAACUGAAGGACAAGGUGAUGUACACGUUGCUGCGGAAACAUCGCCACCAGACCAAGAAGUCCAACCUGCGCUCUCUGGCUGACAUCGGCAAGACGGUGUCCAGUGCAAGUAGGCUGUUUUCCACCCCGGAAAAUGAUAGUCCCACCACGACUCCCAGGAACCUGACAUCCACCAGCCUGAACGAUGUCUCUGACAAACCAGAAAAAGACCAGCUGAAGAACAAAUUCAUGAAGAAGUUGCCAAGAGACGCAGAAGCCUCCAAUGUGCUGGUGGGGGAGGUGGACUUCCUGGACGCGCCCUUUGUGGCGUUUGUUCGUCUGCAGCAGGCCGUGAUGCUGGGAGCCCUGACGGAGGUUCCUGUUCCCACAAGAUUUUUAUUCAUCUUGCUUGGACCCAAAGGCAAAGCCAAGUCGUACCACGAGAUCGGCAGAGCGAUCGCUACACUGAUGUCGGAUGAGGUCUUUCAUGACAUUGCAUAUAAGGCCAAGGACAGACAAGAUUUGCUGGCCGGUAUUGACGAGUUUCUGGAUGAGGUGAUUGUGCUUCCUCCUGGAGAAUGGGACCCGGCCAUCAGGAUAGAGCCUCCAAAAUCCCUCCCCUCCUCUGACAAAAGGAAAAACAUGUAUGCAGGAGGCGACUCUCAGAUGAACGGAGACAUGCCUCACGAUGGAGGUCAUGGAGGAGGACACGCUGUAGGCGAAGAGCUCAGGAAGACUGGAAAGUUCUGUGGGGGUCUUAAACUUGACAUUAAGAGAAAAGCGCCUUUCUUUGUCAGUGACUUCACCGACGCGUUUCACAUUCAGGCCCUGUCGGCCAUUAUGUUUAUUUACCUGGGAACUGUGACGAAUGCCAUCACCUUUGGUGGUCUACUAGGAGACGCUACGGAGAACAUGCAGGGUGUGCUGGAGAGUUUUCUGGGCACAGCCAUUGCUGGUGGCGUUUUCUGUCUGCUGGGUGGUCAGCCUCUCAUCAUCCUCAGCAGUACCGGCCCCGUUUUGGUGUUUGAACGGCUGCUUUUCAACUUCAGCAGAGAUAAUGAGUUUGACUACUUGGAGUUCCGCCUGUGGAUCGGCCUGUGGUCGGCUUUCUUCUGCCUGCUGCUCGUGGCGACUGAUGCCAGCUACUUGGUCCAGUACUUCACCCGCUUCACUGAGGAGGGCUUCUCCUGUCUCAUCAGCUUCAUCUUUAUCUAUGAUGCCUUCAAGAAGAUGAUAAAAUUAGCUCAUCAUUAUCCAAUCAACUCUGACUUCAGAAUGGAAUAUGUCACACAGUACGACUGCCUCUGCAUGGCUCCUGCUGUCUUGGAAAACAGCACAGACAUCAUUGGCGAUCCUUUAGAAGGUACUUCAGUCUGGUUCUGGAACAACACAGAUCUGCCAUCGAAUGCCACGUGGUCGUCCCUCUCUAGGACCGAGUGUUUGAAGUAUAAUGGAGAGCUGGUGGGGAAAGCCUGCGACUUUGUCCCAGACAUCACCCUCAUGUCCUUCAUAUUGUUCUUUGGCACUUACACCUGCUCCAUGUUUCUAAAAAAGUUCAAGACAAGCCCGUUUUUCCCCACCACUGUGCGAAAACUCAUCAGUGACUUUGCCAUCAUCUUGGCCAUUCUUAUCUUCUGUGGAGUUGAUAUGCUCAUAGGGGUUGAUACGCCUAAACUUCUUGUGCCAAGUGAAUUCAAACCAACAAGUCCAAACCGGGGCUGGUUUGUGUCCCUAUUUGGAGGAAACCCCUGGUGGGUUUAUCUGGCGUCUGCUCUUCCUGCCCUUCUGGUCACCAUCCUGAUCUUUAUGGACCAACAGAUUACUGCUGUGAUUGUCAACAGGAAGGAGCACAAGCUAAAGAAAGGGGCAGGUUACCAUCUGGAUCUGUUUUGGGUGGCUGUUCUGCUAAUAAUUUGCUCCUUCAUGGGUCUGCCGUGGUACGUGGCCGCCACCGUCAUCUCCAUCGCUCACAUCGACAGUUUGAAGAUGGAGACUGAAACAUCGGCUCCCGGAGAGCAGCCAAAGUUCCUGGGUGUGAGAGAGCAGAGGGUCACCGGUGUGUGCGUGUUCAUCCUCACAGGACUGUCUGUGUUUAUGGCUCCAGUUUUAAAGUUCAUCCCCAUGCCUGUGCUGUAUGGAGUCUUCUUGUACAUGGGGGUCGCUUCUCUCAAUGGAGUGCAGUUCAUGGAUCGUCUUAAGCUGCUUCUAAUGCCGGCGAAACACCAGCCGGACCUGGUUUACCUGCGACACGUUCCCCUGCGGAAGGUCCACCUCUUCACUUUUAUGCAAAUCCUUUGCUUGGCUCUGCUCUGGAUCCUCAAGUCCACCGUGGCUGCCAUCAUCUUCCCUGUCAUGAUCCUCGCUCUGGUCGCUGUCAGAAAGGGGAUGGAUUACCUGUUCUCUCAGCAUGACCUCAGUUUCCUGGAUGAUGUUAUCCCAGAGAAGGACAAGAAGAAGAAAGAGGAUGAGAAGAAGAAAAAGAAGAAACGUGGCAGCAUAGACAGUGACGCCGACGGCGAGACAAGUCCUCAUCAUUCCUUGAACGACACACAUCGUGCUGAGCAGCUUCGUUUCUACCAGGCCAACUACUUGUCCAGUCCUGAGAUGAGUCCGCUGAAGUCUGUGCCUCAGAUUAGAAUAGACAUGGACCCAGACGAUGAUAACACCUUCUACUGGAAGAGCAGAGGAUCUGAAACAUCUCUGUAGAUCUCCGAACGGCCGUCUGUCAACCUGCAGCACAACUUUUCUUUUCUUUUUACUGACCUUCAAUGAUUCUUUUAACUCAGAUCUCCUUCAUGACUUCAAGACUUUGUUCUGAAGAGCAGCACACUUUAGAAAAAGCAUUACGGUGCACACUGUAUGGUCUUUCCUCACCACGUUUCUCUCACAGCUCCACAGUUAAUCUUUGCUUACAAAGGUAACCCCUGAAUACUCUUCUAUGCAACUCCUCCUACACAUCCCCGACCGAGGCUGCAGCUCACUCUGACCACGCACGGACUGCCCUCCCUGCUCUUUUUAUAUAAACAUAUACAAAUAUCAUCUGUCUAAGUUUUUAUAUAAACCGAAUUAUUCUAAUAAUAUUUUCCUGUAGCAGGAAAAUCAUGUUUUUAUAGCUCUACCUCUUGUUUUAGAUUCAAUGCUUAUCAUGAAUGAUUGCAAUGUGUUGAUUUUUGAUGGGGUUUUGAUAUUUUCUCUCUGUCCUCUUGUAGAAAUGAUUCACAUGAAGAGAUUCACUCUAUGAUCAUAGCUUGUGAAGGAAAUACAAUAGAUAUUUAAGUAAAUUAAUAGCAGAUUAACAAUGCACAUUUGUAUGUGCAGAUGAGGAAAAUAUUUUUAUUCUCACUUUGUGAUGCAGUUUUACUUGCUUCACUUUCUAAUUUUCUGAAUCUUUUUCUCUUUUGCUUUUGUUACUCAUUUAAUUUAAAUCAUUUUCUUCUGUUGUUUUGCUUUUUUUUAAAAAAAAGAUUUUGUUGUGUGUGUGUUCGUAACAUUUCUUUUUUUUUUUCUGUUCGAGUAGAAAACAAUCCAGCGACAUAAUCAUCUGAUUUUCCUCCGCCAAACUUAAACUAACUAGAAAUGCAUAUCAUAAUAAUUGCUUGUGCUGCACAAAGUACUUUACCUAAGUGGCUUAUAAGAGAUUGAUUCAGUCUGAAAUUCUUAAAGCAACAAUGUGAAAAAGAGGAGACAGGAAUCAAAUCCAUGCAAGCUCAGUGCAGUGGGACGGCUUCGGUUCACGGCAGGUUUAUUCGUUUUUCUCAGCUGUUUUUGGAAUUAUCUGAUGAUGUGAAGACACGUGAUCUAAUGAGUUUUUAAUAAGGAUGUGUUUGGGCUUUAAUACAACGGUCACAUGCCAUGCUGUGCUUAAAUUCAGAGCCUUAUUGGUCGCUGUUAUGCAAUCCUAUCUCCUUCAAAUCCACACAAAGACCCGUGUGCACGUCAGCUGUCAAACACAUCUUCGAAUCUUUGAUUGCUGGUCAGUGUUUGACUCAGUUUUCUUUAUUCUAACUCAAAUUUCUAAUUACCAGGGAAAGCAUUUUAAUUUUGGCCCCCAUAAUAAACAUUAUAGUGGCUAUAACAGGACAGAGGGAAAGAACUUGUUGAACUUGCAGUGUGUGCACAGGGCAUGUGUGUGUCCUGUUUAACCCACACACAUCCUUUAAACAGUUGUUAAAACGUCAUGUCAGUCUGCUGCAGUGAGGCAGAAGAUACACAAACUCCAUAUUUGCUCCAAUGUUUUUACUUCAAACUGUUUCCCACAGAAUGACCACGUGCAUCUCUCUGACCGCUCGUCUGUUUUUGGCCAGUUAUAAAGGAUAAUUCAGGUUUAUGUGAACUUAUAUUACAUAUAUGUGGCUGCUGUGUGGGUCGUGCUAACUUUGAACUCUUCACUUCUGUUGUAGUAAUCAGGCAGGAAUCAGAAGUUGUAUUUAGAGAAAUGCAAGCUCCAAAGUUUGUUUGAAAAAACAAAAAGUUGUAGCUGACCUGUUAUGGAUCAGCUGUAGGUUUCUUGGUAUAUACAAAGAAAAAUGUUCUUUUCUUCAGUGCAAAAACAUUUUAUAUUUUCCCCCCCAAACUGCAGUAAGUUCCAGAAUCUCACUGAAACAACUGAAAGCAGGGUGCUCUGCUCCUGUACACCCACUUUCACCUGACAUGCAUUUUACUUUAGCAGCUUUGUUAUAUAAGAGAGCAAUUUCCCAUAAUUUCCCAACAAAAUUAAUAAUAAUAAAAUAAAAUUAAUAAUAUCUUAUGUUAAUAACUCCAUCAGAUAGCAGGACAUACAGGUGGAUGUAGACCCUGUGCAUCUUUAACAUACUUAUUCCUGGGGAAUACAGACUACCUUUGCAUGGUAAGAUAAAUAAUCCAUAUUUAUCUUACAGUAGUCAUUACUGUAGCCCCUCAGUUCAUUCACUGACUGGAUGACUCUCAUUAGCAAAGGAAAAAAAGAAAGACUGAACAACAACAGUCAAAAGGGCCACUUUAAAUGUUGAGCGACAGACACUCUUGGCACUUUGAUCCAAACAGUAGACACAAAAAGCUUUUACAUGCUGUUUUCUGCUUUUGUUUUGUUUCUGUGGUAAAGAUGGAGAGCUCAAAGUUUGCAUGACCCACAUUAAAAGGUUAAAAAUAACCCACGGUUAUCUUUUAACUCCAGUACAGCCAUCUACACCAUCUCCCCACUCAAUCUCUAAUAGGUGCACUGAAGCACUUUCUUGCUUUUAAUUUUAAUUUGAAACCACCGGGCCUCUCUGUACGGAUCGCCGCGGUAGAGAUUUCAAAGACGUGAAUAAAUAAGCCCUCCUCUUCCUCUGUAAUUCACGCAGGUAACGACAUAAUUCAUAUUCCACAUCAGUAUUUACAGCUGUCAGCAGCAGCAAGUGGAAACAAAUGUGAUUCAGCGCCCGGGACAUUUUCUGUGGGGAGUGAUUAGUUUAAAGUGUGAUUCUGUGUAAGCGUGUCGGACAAAACCCUACAACAUGACGUGAAAACCUUCUGUUAAUCCUAGUGUUUGGAAUACUGAUGCAAUUUUUUUUAUUAUUAUUAACAUUUUGUGACUUUUUAGAAUAGGGGAAAUUGUUUAUUUUAGAAUCUAUAUUUUUCAAAUGAAAUGUAUAUUGGAAAUAAAGAGAAUUAUCAAACAGCAA
This is a messenger RNA of Oreochromis aureus, 6728 nucleotides long. RefSeq names its product solute carrier family 4 member 4a (gene slc4a4a). Gene Ontology annotation, cellular component: basolateral plasma membrane; plasma membrane. Gene Ontology annotation, molecular function: sodium:bicarbonate symporter activity; monoatomic anion transmembrane transporter activity; solute:inorganic anion antiporter activity. NCBI's taxonomy places the organism in Eukaryota, Metazoa, Chordata, Actinopteri, Cichliformes, Cichlidae. Gene Ontology annotation, biological process: regulation of intracellular pH; bicarbonate transport; transmembrane transport. The transcript is spliced from 26 exons. Bases 478 to 3792 code for a protein of 1104 amino acids. The record is from RefSeq and is a predicted model, not a curated record.